AUGACUAUUUUGAUUCAAUCUUUUGUGUUAAUUCAGGUGCAAAGCUUCAAAGCUUCCACUUUUCGUGGCAAUCUAUAUUAUGAUGUGUUUAUGAAAGAUCACCUUAACGUCGCUCCAGAGGUUUACCAAGGGAGUGGUAUCAUAUACUGUCGCACCCGAGACGAAUGCGACCAAGUGGCACAAAUGUUGAGCAUUGCACAUAUUCGGUGCCUCUCCUAUCAUGCUGGAUUAUCAAAUAAGAUGCGUGAUGAGGUGCAGAACAAAUGGAUGAAGAAUGAGAUUCCGGUGAUUGCAGCAACUAUAGCUUUCGGUAUGGGUAUCGACAAGCCAGAUGUGAGGUUCGUCGUGCACUGGACAUGCCCACAGAAUCUUGCCGCUUACUACCAAGAGAGUGGAAGAGCUGGUCGUGACGGUCAAAGAAGCUACUGCAGGAUAUACUACAGUCAAUCCGAUAAGGAUUUCUUGCAUUUUCUUGUGAAAAGGGAUUUAGCGAUGUUGAAGGUAGUAGCAGUA
Messenger RNA from Strongylus vulgaris, 513 nucleotides. The record is from the annotation of a GenBank genome assembly. Lineage: Eukaryota; Metazoa; Nematoda; Chromadorea; Rhabditida; Strongylidae.